Molecule: messenger RNA, 1531 nt
Organism: Triplophysa rosa
Lineage: Eukaryota; Metazoa; Chordata; Actinopteri; Cypriniformes; Nemacheilidae
Gene: sertad3
Product: SERTA domain containing 3
Exons: 2
Coding region: 127-924 (265 amino acids)
Cellular component (GO): nucleus
Molecular function (GO): transcription regulator activity
Source: RefSeq, a predicted model, not a curated record
GGAGUAAAAUUCCAGCAAACGGAUUCAGCGACGGACACAUUGGAGGUGCAAUUUAUAGUUGUCAAAUGAAUCUUUAAAUUUGACUAAUUUGACGUUUGCAAUUAGUCUACCAACAUAGAGGUUGAGAUGGUGGCUAAGGGACAGAAGCGCAAGAUCCAUGGGGAUUAUGAGAUCGGCGGUUCCGUUUGGGCAAGUCAGCUUCAGUCUGUGUUGGACAUCUCCAUGGAUAAGUUCCACCAUGACCAGGCUUUAGUGGAGCCCAGCUUAUUACGCUCUGUCCUUAUCAACAACACACUUCGGCAAGUCCAGUUCGAGGUAGAGUCCCUGUCUGUGGUCGGAAAUCCCAAAUCGCAAACCUACACAGAAUUGCAGCUGGAGUCGGAUUUUUCCAGAGGUUCCCCUUUAAUGGGUCAUAAUACACAUACGGAUGAGGAUUUCAUGGCCUGGUCUUCAGAGGAUGAGUUUUCUUUAUCUUCAGCCAUCUCUGCUAUUCUCAAAGAUCUAGAUGCAGUCAUAGAGAUCGGUGGUCCAGGACCUUGUGUAUCUCAGCGGGCUCCGCUUGGCUCUAUUGAGAAUGUAACAAGAGAUGGAAAGUUCACACAAUCAGGUUUGAGAACUGAAAGAACAUCUGAUAUAAUAUCAUCAUCCAGCAAAAUAGACACGAUGUAUCCUAGUGGUCUUCAGGAUGUGGCUUUAGAUAAACUGCUUCUGGACAUUGAUACAACCGUGUUUGAACCGGAAGUGAAUUUUCUGCAAGGUUUUUCUGUUACUGCUGAUGAGCUGGUCAAGUGUCUGCCGUCAAUGUCCAAAUCAUCAUCCUUAGACUCUCCCUCAUCUUCAAUCUGUCACGGUCAGGCCACAUGGGAAAUUCAUGAGAUAGAGCAUGUUAUGGACAUCCUGAUGAGAACUUGCCCACAGAGUUAAUACUUCUGGAGUUCAUUGAUACAAAACCAAUGGUUAUAGCGUUCUCUAGUAUCGAGAAAUGUUCUUGCAUUAAAAGUCAUCCGAGGAGUUCAGCUGGGGUGUUAAGAUUGUUCAAGUCGUGAUGGUUUUGAGAUUGAGUCAAUAGAAAAUUGCGUCUGUAUUUUUGUUAUAUGUUGAAAGUAUUGUUCUUUAAGAUAUAUUGCACUUUUCAUCGAGUUCAAUCCAAAUCAAAGGUUUUAAACCGGGUGAUCUAGAGUCAAUGUAGUGUUCAAAUAGAAAAUGAAUUUAUGUGAACAAAUGUUAACAAAAAUGUGUAUAUUGUAGUUAAAAACUAUUAUGUGCAUAACAUAAGCAUAAUGUUUAUAGCUUGCGCUGUUUCGACACACACACGUGGGUGCCUAUGCAAAUCAUUUACUAAUAAUGACAUUGUUUACCUGUAUUAUGAAUAUUAACCACUCUUUGUAUUCUAUUGUUCUUGAAAUAAAGUGAUAUUUGGUGACACCCAGUGGCUGGAUGGAGUGUAUUUGAGAAAUAGGGAAUAGCGAUGUUCUGAUGCUAGUUGAGAUUAUAAAUAGCCUUACACACCUAACGUUGUAGUUGGCUUUAU